CUCAGAUUUCCCCCUGCGGAGCUGCGUUUACCUGGAUUAUUGUUGUAGCUUCUGAUCCUUCUUCUCCCGCUGGAUCUAUGCUGCGCGGAACAACAGCGCCCCCACAGGCCAGUCCGGGAAACUACCAGAACCGUCCCAGCAGCCAGACUCAAUCAGCUCUCUUCCUGAGUCAUGGCCUCCAGCCUUCCUCUCAUCGUCCUGCUGCUCUGCUGUGUGAGCCUGGCUCACUCAUACCUGAGCGUCAGCAACAUCAGGGCCCAAAAUCUGCGGCCUGACAAGUACAGCAAACCGGACAGCUACGUGAAAGUCUACUAUGGAUCCAGGAUUAUGGGUCAAACGUCUUUGGUGAAGAGCAAUCGAAAUCCUUCCUGGUCACAGAGGUUUAAUUACUACAGUGCCAUGGUGGGUGGCAGCCUGACGGUCAGAGUUUACGACAAGGACGUUGUCUUCGAUGAUUUUCUGGGAAGUUGCACAACUAAGAUCAAGAGGGGAGCCUACAGCGCCCGGUGCAAUCUGAGCAAAGGAGGAACCUUGUAUUUAACCUACAGCUUCAGUUGAGCGGAGUUUUGCUGUCCUGCUUCAUUGUGUGGCAGAAAUAAGUUUUACAUCACUGCAUAUGUUUAGGAAACAUGAAUGAUUGUAUCAAGUUUCAGAUCAAUUAUGAAAACUAAAAGGAUCAAAAUAUUCAAAUGUCUGAGCUGAAAGUAAGAAAUAAACGUAUUAAACCAAAA
Messenger RNA from Xiphophorus hellerii (green swordtail), 731 nucleotides. Its product is annotated as perforin-1-like. The coding region runs from base 172 to 558 and encodes 128 amino acids. Gene Ontology annotation, molecular function: wide pore channel activity. The record is from RefSeq and is a predicted model, not a curated record. Gene Ontology annotation, biological process: T cell mediated cytotoxicity; immunological synapse formation; defense response to virus. Gene Ontology annotation, cellular component: membrane. The transcript is spliced from 2 exons. Lineage: Eukaryota; Metazoa; Chordata; Actinopteri; Cyprinodontiformes; Poeciliidae.